Bombus huntii is the source of this 2012-nucleotide messenger RNA. Its product is annotated as cdc42 homolog. Lineage: Eukaryota; Metazoa; Arthropoda; Insecta; Hymenoptera; Apidae. The transcript is spliced from 5 exons. Gene Ontology annotation, biological process: small GTPase-mediated signal transduction. Bases 277 to 852 code for a protein of 191 amino acids. Gene Ontology annotation, molecular function: GTPase activity; GTP binding. The record is from RefSeq and is a predicted model, not a curated record.
UCAUAUGUGACGGGUGCUAGACGUGUGCAACAAGCAGUUGUGAAUGAACGAUCGUUAAAAGAAAUGCAUAUUUCGUGAUAAAUAUAAAGUGCGGUGGAAUAUAUUGCGCUUGAUGGCGUUGAAGUACUAGAUGUUGUAUUUAUACUUUUUUACGUUUACCAAUAUAUUUCAAGUUGUAUAAUUGUUCAUUGUGAUUUAAGAUUAUGAGUUACGAUUUUAACCUUUAAUGACAGACGUACAAUCGUAGCUAUUUUAGAUAAUACAAGAAAUAUCAGCAUGCAGACAAUAAAAUGUGUUGUGGUAGGGGAUGGAGCUGUGGGUAAAACUUGUCUUUUGAUAUCAUAUACAACCAAUAAAUUUCCAUCCGAAUAUGUACCUACUGUUUUUGACAAUUAUGCAGUGACAGUAAUGAUCGGUGGUGAUCCAUAUACAUUGGGAUUGUUUGAUACUGCUGGCCAGGAGGAUUAUGAUAGACUUAGGCCUCUGAGUUAUCCACAAACAGAUGUAUUUCUUGUUUGUUUUUCAGUAGUGUCACCAUCAUCAUUUGAAAAUGUUAAAGAGAAGUGGGUACCUGAGAUAACGCAUCACUGUCCAAGAACUCCGUUUUUGUUGGUUGGUACUCAAAUUGAUCUGAGAGAUGACGUUGCUACUAUCGAAAAAUUGGCAAAAAAUAAGCAAAAACCGAUAUCAGCAGAGCAAGGAGAAAAACUUGCCAAGGAAUUAAAAGCGGUAAAAUACGUAGAAUGUAGUGCUCUUACGCAAAAAGGUUUGAAAAAUGUAUUUGAUGAAGCUAUUUUAGCUGCAUUGGAACCUCCAGAACCAGUAAAGAAGAGGAAGUGUACACUCUUGUAAAAAGAGUAACAGUUUUAAAAGGAAUGUGUAUUCAGAAGUGAAACAAAGUUACACGUAAUAAUAACGAGCGGCAAAUCUCAUGCGUAGUAUAAAGCACUGUUAGAAAAUCCACGACCGUGCGUAUAUGGUUCCUUUUGAAAAAAAAAUAUUAAUCUUUUGAAAUUAAGCAACAGCCGCUAAUAUUACAACGCGACAAUUUCGAUCCAGUUUUUUCACCAGUAUCAUAUCAUAAUGUCGGCCGCAUUCCAUGCAACGUGAAAUAUUGACUAAAAACUUGAUUAGUUUCAUGGGAUUUAUCAAUUUUAUCUAAAAGCUAAUAUAUUUCGUAAUGUAUAUUGUACGAAUAUUUUUUGGUUACUCAAGUUUUACCUUGAAAACUAAUUAUGUUGUUUAAAAUUGCUUUGAUAUUUUUAUUAGAAUAAUUGGUGCUAUUGAUUAUUAUUUUUCGCGUUUUAUUCAUUUAUCGAUAAGACGAGUAAUAACAUAGAAUAAAUCAUUUUCUGGAAUAUAUAAAGAAUCGGAAGGAUUUUGAAAAAAAUAAAACGAAGCAUUAGUUUUCAGUAUACAGAAUGAAAUUACACGUUUGUAGUGAGAUCUAAGUCAGAGAUUUCGCAAUGAAUGUAUAAACGUACAAUAUAUCAAAGCUAUAUAUGUAUAUUAUUUAGACACCUCUGAUCGCAUGUGACGACAGACAUGGAAAUAUUAUUUUUCUUUGACAUAUUCAUUUUUGGUACAUUUUCGAAAUUGAGCAGCUAAAUCACGCAAAUUGUUUUUAUAGUAGCGAAUUUGGUUUGGCAAAACUUUCUACAUCUAAUUUUGUACAUAUCAGCGUUACAGAUGCACACUGAUACGAUGUAUUAAAACGACGAACAAGAGGUUAGUAAUAACAGGCAUUUAUAUUUUAUAAGAUUUCAGUGAAUAAAUUUGCUAGUAAUAUUGGCUGCACUAUAUCAAACGCGGUAUGAAAUUCUUGUAAAAAAUAGUUAUACAUGUAUACAUAUAACUUUUCAUGAAAAUACAUACAUGUACGAUUGUAUGGACGAAGGUCAUAGCUGGUCGAAAGCAUUGAGCUUAUUUCCCAGUAAAAUUGCGUGUUUACGUAUUAUUUAUUUCAACGAAUAUUAUAUUAUUUGAUAAAUAAAAAAUCAAUGCCUAUUGUU